ACUUUAUGUGACUAAUUUUUCAGCAUGGUUGAAAUUGUAUUAUCGUCAUCGAACGUUAUGGAUACAAUUGAAACAACCAUCUGCAGCGGCACAUUUGCGGUAGCGCACUGUGUGUCUGAAGACAUGCAGAUGGGGAAGGGCCUUGCGGUGAGCUUUAAACUGAAGUAUGGUCAUAUUGGGGCGCUGUUAGACCAAAACGUAAGUGUUGGUGGUAUAGCAGAACAAAAAAUUGUCAAUAACCACGCAAGAGAAGUAUACAUUUUUUACUUAGUCACCAAAAUGUUUUACUACCAAAAACCAUCGAUUCAGUCAUUGGCCUCUACAUUAACCCAGUUAAGGGAUAAGUUAACAGAUUUGUCAAUCGAUUUGUUAAUUAUCCCAAAACUGGGCUGCUGUUCAGACGGCCUUAACUGGUACGAAGUGAGCAAUCUCCUUCGUACCACAUUUUCAGGGGGAAACAUGCGGUUAAAGGUGAUUGUUUGCGACCCCGAAAACUUUCAGAUGCCCCUUCAUCAAAUCGCGUCAUUGUCGGAAUUAAAAAUAGAGUUUUUGGAGUGCGGUGCUCCAGGAACUCUAUUAAUUCUGCCAAUAGAAAUUACCAAUGCCAGCGAAAAUUCCACUUUCCAAAAGUGCUUAGAACAUUUUAAGCUAUCGCAAAGGUAA
This is a messenger RNA of Aphis gossypii (cotton aphid), 663 nucleotides long. RefSeq names its product ADP-ribose glycohydrolase OARD1-like. Gene Ontology annotation, biological process: peptidyl-glutamate ADP-deribosylation. NCBI's taxonomy places the organism in Eukaryota, Metazoa, Arthropoda, Insecta, Hemiptera, Aphididae. The transcript has 3 exons. The record is from RefSeq and is a predicted model, not a curated record. Bases 25 to 663 code for a protein of 212 amino acids.